GGACGUGUUCGGGCGUCUCCGCCAUUUUGUGAGUCUAUAACUCGGAGCCGUUGGGUCGGUUCCUGCUAUUCCGGCGCCUCCACUCCGUCCCCUGCGGGUCUCCUCUGUGUGCAAUGGACGGCAUCGUCCCAGACAUAGCAGUUGGUACAAAGCGGGGAUCCGACGAGCUCUUCUCUGCCUGUGUCACUAACGGACCCUUUAUCAUGAGCAGCAACUCGGCUUCUGCAGCAAAUGGGAACGACAGUAAGAAGUUCAAGGGUGACAACAGGAGUGCAGGUGUGCCCUCCAGAGUGAUCCACAUCCGGAAGCUUCCCAGUGACGUCACCGAGGGCGAGGUCAUUUCUCUGGGGCUGCCCUUCGGGAAGGUCACCAAUCUCCUGAUGCUGAAAGGGAAAAAUCAGGCUUUCAUCGAGAUGAACACGGAGGAGGCCGCCAACACCAUGGUGAACUACUACACGUCCGUGACCCCUGUGCUGCGCGGCCAGCCCAUCUACAUCCAGUUCUCCAACCACAAGGAGCUCAAGACGGACAGCUCACCCAACCAGGCGCGGGCCCAGGCGGCGCUGCAGGCGGUGAACUCGGUGCAGUCAGGAAACUUGGCCCUGGCCGCCUCGGCUGCCGCGGUGGACGCGGGGAUGGCCAUGGCUGGCCAGAGCCCGGUGCUCCGGAUCAUCGUGGAGAACCUCUUCUACCCGGUGACUUUGGACGUGCUCCACCAGGUGAGGUGGCUGGGGGCGUGCGGCCGCCCCCGGUCCUGUUGCCGACCGUGGGGUUCCCUGGGCGGAGGUCGGGACCACUCUCUUCUCUUGCAGAUCUUCUCCAAGUUUGGCACGGUUCUGAAAAUCAUCACGUUUACCAAGAACAACCAGUUUCAAGCCCUGCUGCAGUACGCCGACCCUGUGAGCGCGCAGCACGCCAAGCUGUCGCUGGACGGGCAGAACAUCUACAACGCUUGCUGUACCCUCCGUAUCGACUUCUCCAAGCUCACCAGCCUCAACGUCAAGUACAACAACGACAAGAGUCGUGACUACACACGCCCUGACCUGCCCUCCGGGGACAGCCAGCCUUCGCUAGACCAGACCAUGGCCGCUGCCUUCGGUGCGCCUGGUAUAAUGUCAGCCUCUCCGUAUGCAGGAGCUGGUUUCCCUCCCACCUUUGCAAUUCCUCAAGCUGCAGGCCUCUCUGUUCCUAACGUGCACGGGGCCCUGGCUCCUCUGGCCAUCCCGUCGGCGGCGGCGGCGGCGGCAGCGGCGGGCCGGAUCGCCAUCCCCGGCCUGGCAGGGGCGGGAAACUCUGUCCUGCUGGUCAGCAACCUCAACCCCGAGAGAGUCACACCCCAAAGCCUCUUUAUUCUUUUCGGCGUGUACGGCGACGUGCAGCGGGUGAAGAUCUUGUUCAACAAGAAGGAGAACGCGCUGGUGCAGAUGGCGGACGGGAGCCAGGCGCAGCUGGCCAUGAGCCACCUCAACGGCCACAAGCUGCACGGGAAGCCGGUGCGCAUCACGCUGUCCAAGCACCAGAACGUGCAGCUGCCCCGCGAGGGCCAGGAGGACCAGGGCCUGACCAAGGACUACGGCAACUCCCCCCUGCACCGCUUCAAGAAGCCGGGCUCCAAGAACUUCCAGAACAUCUUCCCGCCCUCGGCCACCCUGCACCUCUCCAACAUCCCGCCCUCUGUGUCUGAGGACGAUCUGAAGAUCCUCUUUUCCAGCAACGGCGGGAUCGUCAAGGGGUUCAAGUUCUUCCAGAAGGACCGCAAGAUGGCCCUGAUCCAGAUGGGCUCGGUGGAGGAGGCCAUCCAGGCGCUCAUUGACCUUCACAACCACGACCUGGGCGAGAACCACCACCUGCGGGUGUCCUUCUCCAAGUCCACCAUCUAGGGCCGCCAGGGACCGGCCUGCUGGCGCCUGGCCACAACUUCCAUCAUUCCAGAGAAAAGCCACUUUAAAAAGCAGCUGAAGUGACCUUAAAAGACCAGAGAUUUUAUUUUUUUAAAAGAGAAAUCAGUUUACCUGUUUUUAAAAAAAUUAAAUCUGAUCGACCCUGCUCACCCUGGGGAGAUGGGGUGCCGGCCUGAGGCUCCUGGUGACGAGUGGACAGUGCGCCCCCCGCUCCCUCCCCAGCCCCCCAAGCCCGUGCCUUCUGCAGCCCCUGUGGGGUGGGCGCUCCCAAACCUCGGCUUUCUUGUGCCUUAAAACCAGCUGCUCUGGCAGGGCCCUCGGCGGGGGGGGCGGGGGUGUGGGGGCUGGUGGGUCGGCCUCCCGCGUGGGAUCAUGUGCCUGACGCAGCAGGAGGCUGCGAGCUGCAGGGACCAGCCGGCACCCCCUGAUCUGUUUAAUCAAGUGUGUGAUUCUCCCCACCCCUGCCCCGGCACCCCAACUUGGGGCAAGACCCCAAGGGCACCGGCCCCGUCCUCCUUCAGCUCAGAGCUCUGUUUUCACCGUAAUCUCUGUAUUGUGCUUUGAUGCAGUUGCAGACAUCUGUGCCUAGCAAUAUUUCCAGUUGACCAAAUAUUCUAAUCUUUUUUUCAUUUAUAUGCAAAAGAAAUAGUUUUAAGUAACUUUUUAUAUAGCAAGAUGAUAAAAAUGGUAUGAGUAUAAUCUCAAUUUCCUCCUCGUGGUAUGACCUUACAUACUGUCCUUUUUUAUUUUAUUCCUUGUAAUUAAGUCGCAGGGCAGGAUCUAGUUUCCAGGGCAGACCCGCUGGGGCCCCGGCCCUUCCCGCAAGGCCCCGAGCCGGCCCUGCCCACCACCUCCAGAUGCCUUACUCACACCUAACCUGUUCCCUGUCCAGGGGAAAAGCGCUCUUAAACUUGUAAACUUUUCAGGGUUUCCUUUCUCCUGCAAAUUUUGGACCAAAGUUUUGUUUGUUUUUUUGUCUGCCUCUAAUGCUGGGGCCCCAGAAGGUGGGACAGCGGCCCCUGAGUCUUAACUGUCUCCCACACGUCGUCCUGCACUCACGGGUCCAAGGGGCUCCCCUGCGAGCAGACCCCGUGCUGGCCAGCCCCCUCCCUCGGGCCUGGACCCUCGAGUUUCCGUGUUGGGUUGGAACAAGGGUGUAAAUAUUUAUAAUUUUUUAUACCUGUUGUAAAACGAGGGGCAGCAAACGUGGUUUUUUAUAAAGGUGACGCAGAUGUAUAUUUUGAUAACCGCAGUUACAGGCUCAGUAUUGUGCCGGGAGCGAGGCACUCCACUGCCCGCCCCGACGGCUUGUAAUGCAGAGAGAACCGAAUUAAAGCGAUUUUACAACUCCUACCUUUUCUGUAGGCUCUUUCUUCCUGUUCACGUUGUAGAGGGCGGCUGGCCAGUCUGUCUGCUGGACUUGGAAUAAAUGUCUCUGCAUCCUGCA
Messenger RNA from Leopardus geoffroyi (Geoffroy's cat), 3348 nucleotides. It is a transcript of the gene PTBP1, whose product is annotated as polypyrimidine tract binding protein 1. Gene Ontology annotation, cellular component: nucleus. Gene Ontology annotation, biological process: mRNA processing; regulation of RNA splicing; regulation of cell differentiation. Gene Ontology annotation, molecular function: mRNA binding. NCBI's taxonomy places the organism in Eukaryota, Metazoa, Chordata, Mammalia, Carnivora, Felidae. Bases 114 to 1880 code for a protein of 588 amino acids. The record is from RefSeq and is a predicted model, not a curated record. The transcript is spliced from 14 exons.